Gymnogyps californianus (California condor) is the source of this 3419-nucleotide messenger RNA. It is a transcript of the gene RELL1, whose product is annotated as RELT like 1. The record is from RefSeq and is a predicted model, not a curated record. Gene Ontology annotation, cellular component: plasma membrane. The transcript is spliced from 7 exons. NCBI's taxonomy places the organism in Eukaryota, Metazoa, Chordata, Aves, Accipitriformes, Cathartidae. Gene Ontology annotation, biological process: positive regulation of p38MAPK cascade. Bases 14 to 889 code for a protein of 291 amino acids.
CGAGGCGACGGGCAUGGCUCCGCCAGUGACGGACAGGAUCCCGCUGACUGCUUCCUCGCUGGGCCCGACGGCUGCCUGGCUGGGCAACCGCUCCGCUCACGGUAAUGGGGAGUUUCUCCAGGUUUGGUCAAGCUAUGGCUUACAGACAACUACUUUGACAACUAAAACUGAUGGCAAUGAUGGCAAGGCUGAACACCUAGAGUAUAUUGCCUUUGCAUUGGUUCCCGUUUUCUUCAUCAUGGGUCUAUUGGGGAUCCUCAUCUGUCAUGUCCUUAAGAAAAAAGGAUAUCGUUGUACAACAGAGGCUGAACAAGUAGAAGAAGAAAAACUUGAUGAAAAAAUAGAAAUGAAUGAAACUAUAAAUGAGAAUAGCGACACUGUGGGACAAAUUGUUAACUACAUUAUGAAAAAUGAAGCAAAUGCUGAUGUGUUAAAGGCCAUGGUAGCAGAUAGCAGUGUCUUUGAACCUGAAAGCCCUGUAUCUCCUACCUCUCCUGGGAGUCCAACAAGUCCAGGGUCUCCUUUGUCACCUGGUGUUGUUCCGUUUAAACACAGCUGCAAAGGCCAUCACUUCCAUACUGUUGGAGGGGUAGUAGAAAAGGAUGUUUGUACUCGUUGUAGCCACAAACGAUGGCACCUUAUAAAGCCAGCUCACAAAUCUAAAGAGCACAGAAGAAGUCGUCUUGGAGAAGUUACAGUCCUUUCUGUGGGAAGAUUUAGAGUCACAAAAGUGGAGCACAAAUCAAAUUCCAAAGAACGGAAAAGCUUGAUGUCUGUUACUGGUGUGGAGAGUGUCAAUGGCGAUAUGCCUGCCAUGCCUGCGAAACAGGAAGCGAGUGAAGCACCUGCCACGCCUGUGAAACAGGAGGAGAGGAGAAGCUCAGAGUAAACUGCAGGUGGAACUUUUAGAAGAAGCUUGUCUGCUAGCACUUUGGAGAAAACUGAAAACUCCCAAGAGAUGCAUACUAUUUAAGGAAAUGUAUUUAUGGCACUGUAGCAUUUUACAAGUUCUGUGAUGGCAUCCAUGCAAGGUUAAACACUUAAUGGUUUUUCACCAGUAAAAUCUGUAAGAUUUAGACACUUAAAUACUCUUGAGCUGUGUGGACGUCAUACCAAAUGUUGGGCUUCAUCUUGGAAAGAAAAAAUACAUAUAAGUUUUUGGACAGGAAAGGUAAAAGCCUUAUCAAAUAAUCUUAAUGUUGUUGUACUUAAGCAUUUUUAAUGAGCUAAAUAUUAUGAGUAAUAUGAUUACCCUGUGGAUAAACUGUGUUCAGCCCUCUGGUGCAUCUGGAUUUUUCUCCUCUGUUCUUCCCCUCCAGAAUUGACAAGUGUUUGCUGAAGAUAAAAGCAAGCCUUUGGAAGAUGAAAAUAUUUUUUUAAUCUAACUGCUAGUAGCUGAGCAAAACAUACAAGGAAAUAAUUAUGUCAGCCAAAAUCUGCAUGUGUGCCUUUAGUACCUAAGUCCUCGGAUUCUGUGAAGGGCACUUCACAGGACAGAGUGGUUCAGCUAUAUGCAGAUGUUAAAUUAAAUUGUUGUCUUCCCCACCUUACCUCCCCCUUACUACUUAACAUAGGCUGAAGAGCAUCUUUUUCUAUGCAGUUGGGUGAGCUCUUGGGAAGGUUACUUUCCUCAACACCACUUGUUCUCCCAUUUUCUUGUAACUACUCACUCGUGUUUGAAGAAUGCCUAAUAGUUUUGCCUUUCUCUUUUGUUUUUACCCACAGGUUCCUUUUUAAGCUAAGGCAACAUGUUUCAACCAUUAGAUAAGGAUAUGGAAUAUUUGGCAUUAAAAAUUUAUGGAGUAUAUACUAAAGUACUUCAGAGUGGCUUUAUUGGACUGAGGGUAGCUAUUUUCAUUGGCACCAAAAUCUUAAGUCAGUGUCACUCCUUUCAUAUUUUAAGUGUGACUUACUGCUAAAAAUACCAGUGAUGGUUUUGUGGUGUUAAUUCUUUGUGUCUACUUAUCAUGAUCUCUGCUUGUCCUGUUACUUGUUUUUGGGAGGGGAUCUUUGCAAUACUUCAGCAAACUUUGCUGUGUAACAGAAACUGAAAAGUAACAUUUGUUCUGAGUGCCUAAGAAUAUAAGCUCUAAUGUAAUGCAUUUUAGUAGAGAUUGCACUAUAUUCUGAGAACUAUAAAGUAACUUAAUCUGCUUUAUGAACUCAAUGAAAAUCAGUGUUUGUUUUGGAAUUGAUUUGUUUUAAAUUAAUACUUUCAAUCCUUUUAGUCCAAGUGCUCUAAACUGUUUCUCCUUCAUUCUCCUUCAGAUCUGAGAAUCAGGUUUCUUGAGUUUAUGGAGUGUUAACAAUCAAUGUGUACAAAAAUUAGUCUUCUUGCUUAUGUACUAGAUACUCCCACAUCAUGUCAGGAAACAUCUAGUUUAUUUCACUCUUGCUGAAAGUAUGCGCUGCUGAUGGUCUUCCUUCUACUUGCAUCCACGAGAUACUGACUGGACCUAUCAGUAUAUACUUUUCACUGAUGCUAUAUUUGCCAAAGAAACCCCCCCACAACCCACCAAAGCUCUGAAAAGAAUAAAUGGUUUAUUAUUCCUUUUAAAAUGGAUAUUUUUAGAUAUAAUUGUCCAUCCUUGAGAACCCAAAAUAACUGUUUGGCCAGCACUGGAAUUUGAGUGUUUGGCGUCCCUGCUCCCAUUAAUUUAAACCUGGCUUAUGAAAUCUCUUCAAUACUUAAAUAUAACAUAAACACCAAGCUCACCUUACAGGCAUACAUUUAAUAUUCUUGAAUUUUUUUCUUCUUCAAGCUUCACUUGAUUAUUUGUAUGAAGAGCUAAUGUUUCUAGAAGAAUUUAAUUAGUUAGCUUUCAGUUUCCAAGAGAUUGAGAGCUAUGAGUAUAAAAUGUUACUGGAAAAAGGGAGUAUUGGGCAAAACCAAGCAGUUUCAAAUAAUUUUCAGAAAGGAGAUACAGUUAUAGACUGUCCCAAAAGCUUUUUUAAAAAAAAAAAAAGGGGGGGUAUUUUGAUAAUAUUGUGUUUUGAUACAUGAUGAGUUAGUACUGUGAGUAAAUUUGCCAAAAGGACGGAAGAAAGUUUAAAGAGAAAUAUGUAUUUUUUUACUUAACUUAAAAGUAGUUUCUAUUUUGAUUCCAUUGGAAAUAUGUAGAAUAAAAGAAAUGAAAAUGUGUUAGAUACAUAAAACAUUGUUUACCUGUGUAAAAUACUUACAUAAGGCAUUAUAAGACCUGAUAUGUGCAAGAAUUUAAUUUGUGCAUUGCUACUUCAAUAAGAGGAUUUAGAAACUGUGUUUCAUUGCAUUUAACACUACACUCUGCUAUUUUGUAGGGGUAUGGACAUUGCCAUAUUAGUCUGCCUUUCUUAAAUUUGCAUAUCAGAUGUAUUUUUAACAAAAUAGUUUAUAUACAACUUUUGUACUACCAAGCAGUAAAUAAAAAAUAUUGAUU